CGAGGUGGGGGAACGGAUUAGACGGAUGGAACUUCCGGCGGACGCGCAGUCGGUAAAAAAAAUCCCCGGGAACGAGAUAAAAUAAUAAUAUUUGAUGAAGAUCUAAGUAACGAGAAGACUUAAACCUAACCUUACCUGUGAGGAUGUCCAUUUCAAUUAUAAUAAAGUGGAGUGGACAAGAAUACCCUGUAACAAAAUUGACAGAAGAGGAUACAGUGCUGGACUUGAAGGAAACAAUCAAAACUUUAACUGGGGUGCUGCCGGAGCGCCAGAAGUUACUUGGCCUGAAAAUCAAAGGUAAAGCUGCCGAAGAUGACGUUAAGCUGGGCGUACUUAAACUGAAACCAAAUACUAAGAUUAUGAUGAUGGGCAGUAGGGAAGAAUGCCUGGAGGAAGUACUGGCACCACCCCCCGACAAUGAUGAUGUCAUCAAUGACUUUGAUAUUGAGGAAGACGUUAUAGAAGUAGAAAACAGGGAAGAGAACUUGGCCAAAAUUGCACGCAGAGUUAAAGACUAUAAAGUUGAAGUCUUAAAUCAACCUCGGGAAGGGAAAAAACUGCUAGUUUUAGAUGUGGACUACACGUUGUUUGAUCACAGAUCCUGUGCUGAGAGCGGACUUGAGCUAAUGAGGCCGUACCUUCAUGAGUUCCUCACUUCUGCGUACGAAGAUUAUGACAUUGUUAUAUGGUCUGCAACCAGCAUGAAGUGGAUUGAAGUGAAAAUGAAAGAACUAGGAGUUACAACGCAUGCUAACUAUAAGAUCACCUUCAUGUUGGAUAGUGCUGCUAUGAUUACGGUGCAUACGCCUAAGAGAGGGGUGGUCGAGGUUAAACCACUGGGUGUCAUAUGGGAUAAAUUUCCGGAAUUCUACACCAGAAAGAAUACAAUAAUGUUUGAUGACAUUGGUCGAAACUUUCUGAUGAAUCCACAAAAUGGGCUAAAGAUCAGACCCUUCAUGAAGGCUCAUCUCAACCGAGAUAAAGACAGGGAGCUGCUGAAACUGUCACAGUACCUGAAGGAGAUCGGCAAGCUAGAUGACUUCACAGACCUCAAUCAUAAACACUGGGAAAGAUAUCUCUCUAAGAGGCAAGGACAGUGAGAGCCUCAAGUGGAUCUUUCUGCCUCAAUUGUGCACUCUUCAGAACUAGAUGAGAAACUUUAACUGUGAUCGAACUCAGAACGAGUGCUGAGCACUGCAACAGUCAAAAACGAAAACGAAGAGAAAAAAUCGCAACGCCAAAGGGACUUAUCAACUGACGUGCUACCUGCAACUUUGUUUAUACUUGAGUCGUUUCCACUGCUGAUCCUUCAGUCAGGACUAGCGAAUUGAACAAAGGACAGUGUGCUUCAGCAAAACCUGGCACACUGUUUGCAUACAUAGGAAAAUGCUGCAUCGCCAUAUACCCCUGUCUCAGUGUAGUUUCCUUGCUAUAUCAUAUGGUUGAUUGAUUGAAUCCAGCAGUAAGUUAAUUGCAGGUUAUUUGAUGCAAGAGUAAGUUGUUCUUAUUUCUUUCUGACAAACGAAUUCCCCUUGUAUGCUGAGUUUGGAUUAUAUACGUCAUAAAACAUUUGAAUUCCUGUAUGAACAAAUUCCAUUUGACCUGGAUUUUAAGAGGGAAUGUUUCAAGCUUGCCUGUUAGUGGAGUGAGCUCCAGUGGAUAAGCAAUAACAGAUGCGCUGUUUGCUUUUGGUCCUUGCCCCACUUCAUAGUCCCCAUCUCUUAUUCUCCUUUCAGCUAGUGCUAAGCAGUUUGGAUAUGCUUGAUGUUUUAGUGCAUCGACUGUCCCACUGACCCCCUGUGUUUCUAGCCGGACAUGGGUUAGAGGCAUAGUGCCUUUUUGUGGUCUGUACCUGGAGAAUUUGUCUCCUCACAUUUCACCCUCGCUGCUCGUUGAUUCCUGCACCAUUGCACCACAAACUGUUACUUUGACAAUGUUGCUUCCAUCAGAUGCUGCUGAUGUCGUUCCAAACAAACUGCUGACCGGUGGGGUGCUGCAUUUUCUGAGCAUUUUUCUUUGAAUGUGUUUGAGAUCCAUCAGUGGAUUAAAAAAAACAGCCUGGCUUUUGGUUUCUACCUAGCCACCUUACAUGGUUGAGCAGCAGUGAUCAUUACUCUGCACAGCAAAAGGGUGGCCACAGGAGUGGGGCCCUGGUGAAAAUUCCUGUUUACACAGUACAAAGAUAACAAAAGGUAGCUAAAUUAACUUUAUAUGGAAGUGCAACUUUAUGUUCCAAUCCUAAGUGGUUUCUUGCAGCUGAAGGUUUAAAAAAUUGCCAAAAGCAUGCAGUGGUGAGAAAUGCUAGCUGUUGCUGAGUUUUACAGCACUUUUUUUCAAGCAAUUAGCGGCAAGAAUAUGGCAUACCAAUGACUAAAUGUGCCCAAAGGUAUUGAAGGGAGUGGUCUGCAUAGGGUCCAGGCCUCUUUGAAGGCAAGGAAAGAAAACCACCUUAUAUCCAGACAUUCCAAUGUAUGUGGCAGCUAUUGGGAACAACCAAUAAGAUUAAAAUCGAGAGAUUUGGACUCUGGAGUCUUAGUUCUAUGUUGCCAUCCUUCCAUCUCGCGGCUCAUUAGAAAAUGCAGGUCAAAGCAACACAUGCACCUGAAUGCAGUGGUGCUUUCUGCCAAGUUUUUUCUUAUACCACCUCUCCCUACGCAACGUGGAUCAGGCAAAUAACAAGAUGUGCUGGAGAUCAGAUGGGGCUCCCCUGCUGGAGUUGAAUGAAGGUCAAACUGUUCUGUUUACAGUUCAACCUGGCUGCAAACAGCCAGAAACAUUCUGGAAUUCUAAUGUUGGUUUCUUCCUGUUGUGAAUUUCCAUUCAUUACUGCGAUGUGUUUAUUUUCAUUCUUUUAAAUAAUGAAAACAGACAUUCCAGGUUGAAUUCUGUUAUUAAAGUGAUUUUCUGUGGAGCAAUAUUGAAAGUGUAAAUAUUAAAUAAAAUACCUGAUGAUA
This is a messenger RNA of Stegostoma tigrinum, 2954 nucleotides long. RefSeq names its product ubiquitin-like domain containing CTD phosphatase 1 (gene ublcp1). Gene Ontology annotation, cellular component: nucleus. The record is from RefSeq and is a predicted model, not a curated record. The transcript has 11 exons. Bases 144 to 1100 code for a protein of 318 amino acids. NCBI's taxonomy places the organism in Eukaryota, Metazoa, Chordata, Chondrichthyes, Orectolobiformes, Stegostomatidae. Gene Ontology annotation, biological process: protein dephosphorylation. Gene Ontology annotation, molecular function: protein binding; protein serine/threonine phosphatase activity.